AUGCGCUUUGAAACAUUGCGCACCGGACUCGGUCUCGCAGCAAUAAAUGGAUGGGAUCUCCGUCAAUUCGACGUGAAGGGAGCCUAUUUAAAUGGCUACCUCGAGGAGGAGAUUUAUAUGCGACAACCUCCAGGUGGUACAGGCCGUGUCUGCCUGCUUAAACGAUCCCUCUACGGCCUCAAACAAGCCGGAAAUGUUUGGAAUAAAGAAUUCGACCGAGCCAUGCAAGAUUUGGGAUUUAAUCGACUCAAAUCCGAUUCCUGCUGCUACCUGCGUCGCACGGGCGACGAUUUCGAGAUCCUACUUGUAUGGGUCGACGAUAUAUUGUCCAUAGCGAGUACAAGCACCCGAAACGACGUUGUGGAGAAGGAUCUAGGCAGUAAGUUCGAAAUUAAAGCACUGGGACGACCCCGAAUGCUUCUUGGAAUGGGAAUGGCUCAAAAUGAUGAAGAGCAUACCAUAUCCCUCUUCCAGACUGCCUACAUCGACUCCUUGCUCAAGAAAUAUGGUCUAGACGACUGCAACUCUGUUACGACGCCUCUAGACCCCAAUGUUCGUCUCGACGACGACUCAGAUGAAGAAACAAAGCCAGGAGUGAACCAGGACCAAGACGAGCACUUAUCUGUCGGAUACGCGACGCUUAUAGGUUCUCUGAUGUAUCUGGCCAUUGGAACGCGUCCAGAUAUCGCAUACACCGUCCAGAAGCUCGCCCAGUUCACUCAGAACCCCAAACCGAAGCACUGGACCGCUGUGAAGCGAAUAUUUCGCUACCUCAAAGGAACUCGUACCCAUGCACUUACUUACAGCGGGUCCGACAACUUUACUACCCCAGAACUCAAUAUUUAUUGCGACGCCGACUGGGGAAGCGACGCGAACCGUAAAUCAGUGAGUGGUUACGUUGUCACACUCGCUGGAGGCGCAGUUUCUUGGAGUUCCAAGAAACAAACCACGGUAGCACUCUCAACCGCGGAAGCGGAGUAUGUAGCUGCUACUCAUGCCGCAAAACAAGUCCUGUGGCACCGUUCUCUGUUCACAGAACUUGGAAUUGACUUACCAACGACCUCGACAAUCUUCUCGGACAACCAGGCCACCGUUUCUAUCGCACACCACCCGGAAUUUCAUGCACGCACGAAGCACAUCGACAUCGCGCUUCAUUUCCUCCGUGAUCUCGUACAGAACGGCACCCUCAAUCUUGUGUAUAUCAACACGAACAACAACUUAGCCGAUCUAUUCACGAAAGGACUACCUAGAUCUGUACAUCAAGAUCUAACUACGGAGAUCGGCGUUCUGUCCGAGUAA
Messenger RNA from Cyclocybe aegerita, 1299 nucleotides. NCBI's taxonomy places the organism in Eukaryota, Fungi, Basidiomycota, Agaricomycetes, Agaricales, Hemipholiotaceae. The record is from the annotation of a GenBank genome assembly.